This is a messenger RNA of Fukomys damarensis (Damara mole-rat), 1873 nucleotides long. RefSeq names its product cell division cycle associated 8 (gene Cdca8). NCBI's taxonomy places the organism in Eukaryota, Metazoa, Chordata, Mammalia, Rodentia, Bathyergidae. The transcript has 10 exons. Gene Ontology annotation, biological process: mitotic sister chromatid segregation. Bases 336 to 1169 code for a protein of 277 amino acids. The record is from RefSeq and is a predicted model, not a curated record. Gene Ontology annotation, cellular component: chromosome, centromeric region; chromosome passenger complex; spindle midzone.
GACUGGCUGCCUGGUGGUGGGACUUUCUUGUGAUUGGGUGUUGUUGGACCGUCCUAAGACAGCGACGUCUCAUUCGCUAGCCUGUGGGAGUUGAGUUUAAAUUGGUUGGCGGUUAGGUGCAGAGCUGAUCCUCAGCUACGACUGCGAGUUUUUUCUCGGCCCUUUCUACGUGAUCCAUAGGUUCGUGCUUCCCGACUUCUUUAUUCCAAGACCCUGAAGGACGUUUUCCGCUCGUACUCUCUGCCUCUUCGCAGCCCCUUACGUUCCCUGCCCUCGUCUCCACCGCUGAACCCCUGUGGCUCAGUACCCGGAUCCGCAGCCUCCACCCAAGCACCAUGGCUCCUAGGAAGGGUAGCAGUCGGGCGGCCAAGACCAACUCGUUAAGGAGUCGAAAACUCGCCUCGUUUCUUAAGGACUUCGAUCGUGAAGUGCAAGUACGGAUCAAGCAGAUUGAGUCAGACAGGCAGAACCUCCUCAAGGAGGUGGAUAACCUGUAUAACAUCGAGAUCCUGCGGCUCCCCAAGGCGCUGCGCGAGAUGAACUGGCUCGAAUACUUCGCUCUUGGAGGAAACAAACAGGCCCUGGAAGAGGCAGCAACAGCUGAUGUGGAUAUCACAGAAAUAAACAGACUAACAGCAGAAGCUAUUCAGACACCCCUGAAAUCUGCCAAAAAACGAAAGGUAAUACAAGUGGAUGAAAUGAUAAUGGAAGAAGAAGAAGAAGAAAAUAAACCUAAGAAUUUUCAAACUGCAAGAGUCAAAAGGUGUCCUCCAUCUAAGAAGAGAACCCAGUCCAUUCGAGGAAAAGGCAAAAGGUCAAGCUAUGACAACCUUGUGACCCCAGCCGUGGGCCGAUUGGAGUUGUCUCUGGUAAAGCCAACUCCAGGCAUGACACCCCGGUUUGACUCCAGGGUCUUCAAGACCCCAGGCCUGCGCACUCCAGCAGCCAGAGAGCAGAUUUACAACAUCUCCGUCAAUGGCAGCCCCCUCGCUGACAGCAAAGAGAUCUCCCUCACUGUGCCAGUGGGCGGAGGCGCGAGCAUGCGGUUAUUGGCCAGCGACUUGCAGAGGAUUGAUAUUGCACAGCUGGAUCCGGAGGCCUUGGGGAACAUUAAGAAGCUCUCGAACCGUCUCGCCCAAAUCUGCAGCACCAUACAGACCCACAAAUGAGAAGACAGCAGAGCAAGGCAGACUGGAACGUGCACCCCUCCCCCUUCUCCUCCUAUUUCUCCUCCUCCAGUGCAGCAGUAGCGGGUGUACUAAGGGGGCUCUGGAAUCUUUCACCUGCUGUGCCCAGCACUUCGUGUCAAGCUGAUUUGUGGAACAGCAUUUUUUGUUUAUUCCUGUUUAUCAAAGACCAAAAAUUGCUUGGAGACAGCUUCCAGUCUUGCACCUCUACCUCUAGUUAAUGGGAGUUUAGAUAAAGGAAUUGUAGGGCUUAAGAGUAGUCUAAGGUUUUACAUGACCAACUGCAGAGUAACUGUCUCUAAGCGCUCUGCUCCCGUGGUCCCUGCUGAGUCUGCCAACUGCAGCUUCUGGGGAUGGGGUCAUCCAGAGGACAGUCGUUACUUGUCUGGUGACCUCGUUCCAUGUGGUUUCCCUAUGUCCAGGACAUGGACUAGUUAGUUACAUGAAGUCACAAGUGAGACCUUGUGCUUCGGUAGCCGCUGCCCCGAAGAACUAUGUCCUGUGUUCCAAGAACUUAAGAACGAGCUUUCUCAUUCCCCGGCUUGUGGGCACAUAGCUUCCCCUGUGUGGCUCUUUGUUAUAUUUUGUUAUUACUUCAGUCCUGCACAGACCGAAUCGUUUUCAAGUUGUUUUAUUCUCCCUUUUCCUAAGACUUUUGUACAUACUGUUUCCCUGAGUAAUGGUAU